CCGAAUGAAACAGUCAAGACAGAAAAUCCCGUUUCKUUGCUUAUAGCUGCACUGUUGUUUUUCAUAGGCAAAAUUGCGCAUUUUAUUCGUGCUUUCAUUGUGGACACAAAUUGUUAUAAUGAACAUUGACGCGGAAAAAUUAGUGUUUUUGAUMGAGGCAAGARGCMMAAUAUAUAAUAAUAAAAGUAAAGAUCACAAUAAUAAAUUAAUAACGGAAAAGCUAUGGGAAGAAAUAGCUACCGAAAUGAAUAGUGAAGUAGCAGCAUGCAAAAAUAAAUGGAUAAAUUUACGAAACUCAUAUUCGAGAUAUUUGAGGGAAGAAAAAAACAAACCAUCUAGAUCGAGUGGUAAACAGAAGCGGAAGUGGUACUUGGCUGAUGCAAUGUCUUUUUUAAAAGAAUUUGUACAUCAGCAUCGUGAUAUGASCAGUAAUUUACAUGUAAAUAGCACUGAUGUCGAAGAACCAACUGCCGACAUGUCGCAAAACUAUUUUAUGGAUGCAGUAAGUACUGACAAAAGUAGUCCAAUGCCUACGAAGAAGAGUAAGACAUCUACAAGUAUAUCUGAGAUGAUAGCAGGACCAAUGAUAGAGUUCCUAAACUCCAAAACGAAGCAGAAACCUAAAGAAAAUGGAAAUGAAUUAUUUUUUAAAAGUUUGCUGUCUGAUUAUGAAAAACUCUCCAGCAAAAGGCAAAGACUWUUCAGAAUGYAUAUGMUAAAUAAAAUGAAUCAAUUUCAAGAAGAAGAGGAAAAUGAAUAUUUGAGUACCUCAACGUCAUCGUCGGUCAAGGUACAUAUUAUCUAAUACAAAUGAUUACAAAUAAAUAUUUGUGUAAUUACUAG
Messenger RNA from Bactrocera latifrons, 843 nucleotides. RefSeq lists its product as uncharacterized. Bases 119 to 805 code for a protein of 228 amino acids. NCBI's taxonomy places the organism in Eukaryota, Metazoa, Arthropoda, Insecta, Diptera, Tephritidae. Gene Ontology annotation, biological process: regulation of transcription by RNA polymerase II. Gene Ontology annotation, cellular component: nucleus; transcription regulator complex. The transcript is spliced from 2 exons. The record is from RefSeq and is a predicted model, not a curated record.